Molecule: messenger RNA, 1687 nt
Organism: Medicago truncatula (barrel medic)
Lineage: Eukaryota; Viridiplantae; Streptophyta; Magnoliopsida; Fabales; Fabaceae
Product: heterodimeric geranylgeranyl pyrophosphate synthase small subunit, chloroplastic
Exons: 3
Coding region: 55-1224 (389 amino acids)
Biological process (GO): isoprenoid biosynthetic process
Molecular function (GO): prenyltransferase activity
Source: RefSeq, a predicted model, not a curated record
AAAAUAUAAUUUUAACUUUAUCCGUUGUUAUCACCUAGAAAACGAAAAGCACCAAUGCCAAACCCAGUACAGUCACGCCAUUUCACACUGCCACCUUAUCACCACAACUCCAUUUUCAUAUCGGUAAUCAAUCUCUCAUUCAACUCAACUCUCUCUUUCUCUCUACUUCAUUGUAUUUUCUUCUCACGAGUUAGAAUGGCUCCUUUUACAAUUGCGACAAUGCCCUCUUUAAACAUCGGGCGUUUCCAAAAGUCUCCGAAUCGUAUCCUUCCAAUUCGCUGCUCCAUGGCUGCUCCUUCUCCUUCUUCGGUUUCCAUCCGAUCAAAAGCUGUUCACUUUGAUUUGAAGACAUAUUGGACUUCUCUAAUGACGCAGAUCAAUCAGAAGCUUGAUGAAGCCAUUGAAGUUCAGUUCCCUCAACAGAUAUAUGAAGCUAUGAGGUAUUCUGCCCUUGCUAAAGGUGCUAAGCGAUCCCCCCCUGUUAUGUGUAUAUCUGCUUGCGAACUCUUCGGGGGCAGUCGCCUUGCUGCCUUCCCCACUGCAUGUGCCCUUGAAAUGGUUCAUGCCGCUUCAUUGAUACAUGAUGAUCUUCCCUGCAUGGAUGACUCCUUGUCACGCCGUGGCCAGCCCUCAAACCACACCAUCUAUGGUGUUGACAUGGCAAUUCUGGCGGGUGAUGCACUCUUUCCCCUUGGAUUUCAACACAUUGUUUCACAUACUCCCUCUGACCUUGUACCUGAGCCCCGUGUACUUCGUGUCAUUGCUGAGAUAGCCCGCUGUGUGGGUUCCACUGGAAUGGCUGCAGGGCAGUUCUUGGACCUUAAAGGGGGCCCAAAUGCAGUUGGAUUGAUACAAGAUAAAAAGUUUGGUGAAAUGGCGGAGUGUUCUGCAGUGUGUGGAGGGUUGUUGGCCGGUGCCGAAGAUGAUGAGAUAGAGAGACUGAGGAGGUAUGGUAGAGCUGUUGGAGUAUUGUAUGCUAUUGUAGAUGAUAUUUUGGAAGAGAGACUGAAACCUGAGGGAGAUAAAGACAGGGAAAACAGCGGGAAGAGUUAUGUAGAGGUUUAUGGGGUUGAAAAAGCAGCAGAGGUAGCUGAAGAACUUAGAGCAAAGGCUUUGGAGGAAUUGGAUGGAUUUGAGAAGUAUGGAGAUCAAGUGUUGCCCCUCUACAGUUUUGUGAAUUAUGCUAUUGAUAGAAGUUUCAAUGUUGACGAGGCCAGUAGAUGAUGGGUUCUUGAAAGUCAACCACUUAUAGUUCUUGGUCGAGCAGUGAGUUUGGCGAAAUCAUGGUGGCGUCGUGAUUUUGUUGAUGCUUCAAAGUGUAGUUUUUGUCAAAAUCGCGGCGUCCCACUCUGAUUAUGACAAUUUCUGCGCAAAUACAAACAUGCACUUAUUUGAGUCCUUAUGAAACGAUUAUUGCAUUUUAGAAAUUUAGAGCUAUAAAAAAUAUAAUUGGGGUUAAUUAAGAGAGUAAGGUCUGAACUGUUUUAGACUGUGAAUCAAUCUAAAGCGGUCCGAUUCAAACAGUAUUUAGAGGUGGGACAGUAAUGGAUACCAAAGAGGACUCGUCCUAUGCUCUAGUCUUUACGAGAAGAUAAGUUUUUAUCUGUCUUAUAAAAAGAGUAAGCUAUUGCUGCUUUUUUUUUUUCUCCUUUUUUUUAAGUUUUUAUCUGUCUUUUAAAAAGACUAA